This is a messenger RNA of Ziziphus jujuba (common jujube), 2539 nucleotides long. Its product is annotated as G-type lectin S-receptor-like serine/threonine-protein kinase RLK1. Bases 34 to 2448 code for a protein of 804 amino acids. Lineage: Eukaryota; Viridiplantae; Streptophyta; Magnoliopsida; Rosales; Rhamnaceae. Gene Ontology annotation, biological process: protein phosphorylation. The record is from RefSeq and is a predicted model, not a curated record. The transcript has a single exon. Gene Ontology annotation, molecular function: protein serine/threonine kinase activity; ATP binding.
CCAUAUAUACUAAAAAUUAGUUAGUUAGCAUUAAUGGCUAAUUUUGCUCUUCCCUAUCUACUCUCCUUUCUUCUCCUACUUCAUCCACUUUUCAAUAUUGUCGCUGCUCAAACCAAUGGCAAUAUAAGUGUGACAUCUUCUCUAACUGCAGGUGACAAUUCUGCUUGGCUUUCAUCACCUUCUGAAGAUUUUGCAUUUGGGUUUCACCGGCUUGGUGAUAAUUCCUUCUUACCCGCGAUUUGGUACCACAAACUACGUCCAGAAACCACCACAGUUUGGUAUGCAAAUGGAAGUAGCCCAGCUCCAAGAAAUUCCAAACUGGAGUUAACCGCAGAUCUUGGACUUGUCCUUAAAGACCCUCAAGGUUCUGUAUUAUGGAAGUCAGGGAAAACAGCUGCUGAUCCAGUAGCCUAUGCUGUAAUGAAUGAUACAGGCAACUUUGUACUCAUAGGUGGGAAUUCUAAACCCAUCUGGGAAAGCUUCCACCAUCCCACUGACACAUUGUUGCCUUCUCAGAUCAUGGAGUUAGGUGGUUUUCUUUCUUCCAGAACAAGUGAUGACAACUUCUCGCCGAGAAGAUUCCAGUUCCUCUUCGAAGAAGGUAGUGCUAAGCUUAUUACCAAAAAUUUGCCUGGAAACUUUACUUAUGGUACAUACUAUACCACCGAGACUGGUGAUAAUGUGUCGAAUCCUGGUUACCGAGUACUGUUUGAUUCGUUAGGCUUGUAUGUAUUGAGAAGAAAUGGAAGCAGGUUCUUUAUUACAGAUCCCGAAGAUACAGACUCAAUUCCUUCGAACUACUAUAAAAGGGUGAGUCUUAAUUCUGAUGGAGUUCUCACCUUGAGCUCUCGCUCCAACGAUCCAUCGGCUGCAAAUGAAACAUGGAGAACCAUAAGCUCAAUACCAGACAAUAUAUGCAACAAGAUUCAAGGAAAAGACCAAACUGCAAGUGGGGCAUGUGGGUUUAACAGUAUCUGCUCAAUCCAAUCUGAUGGACGGCCAAAAUGCGAAUGCCCAGAGGGGUAUUCUUUGCACGAUCCUACUGAUGCAUAUAGUGGCUGCAGACCAAAUUUCUUGCAGGGAUGUGAUAGUAAUUUGGGGCAAAGCCACCAGGUGGACUACUUCAUGAUAGAGAUCAAAUAUGCUAAUUGGCCAAAUUCGGAUUAUGAGGUGCUUAGCUCUUCCAGUAUGGAGAGCUGCAAAAAUGCUUGUUUACAUGACUGCUUAUGUACAGCGGCCAUUUUAGGCGGUGACGGUCGUACCUGUUGGAAGAAGAAGCCACCACUUACCAAUGGGAGAGCUGAACUUAGUGCCACAGCUUAUCUCAAAAUAGCUAAUAAUUCAUCUCCUAACCCAAAUCCUCCUACACAGGUCCCGGAAAAGGACCAGAACAUAUUGGUUAUUGUUGUGUUAUCUGUACUCUUAGGCAGUUCUGUGUUGGUCAUAUUUGUGGGUGCAGCAUGUAUGGGUUUCUUUUGGUUUUUCAAUAGGAAGCUCCUUGCAGUUGAAAUUUCUCCAAAUGCAACUUCCGUUGAAAGUAGAUUGCGGCAAUUUACCUACAAGGAGAUGACAGAGGCCACAAAUGGAUUUAAGGAAGAGCUAGGCAGGGGAUCUUGUGGGAUAGUUUACAAAGGCGAAACGAGAUCAACUGGUCUGAUUGCUGUCAAGAUGUUAGACAGAGUUUUUGAAGACAACGACAAAGAAUUCAAAGCAGAAGUUAACAUUAUAGGCCAAACACAUCACAAGAAUCUUGUCCGGCUAGUUGGAUAUUGUGAUGAGAAACAACACAGGUUGCUGGUGUUGGAGUUCUUGAGAAAUGGAACUUUAGCAAGAUUUCUAUUCGGAGAUCUAAAACCCAGUUGGAAACAGAGGACACAAAUUGCAUUUGGGAUUGCGAGAGGACUUGUUUACUUGCAUGAGGAAUGCAGCACGCAGAUCAUCCACUGCGACAUAAAGCCUCAAAACAUACUUCUGGAUGAGUAUUACAAUGCUCGCAUUUCUGACUUUGGAUUGGCAAAGCUUUUGCUAAUCAAUCAAAGCUAUACAAAAACAAACAUCAGAGGAACCAAAGGGUACGUUGCUCCUGAAUGGUUCAGGUCUGCGCCAGUGUCUGUGAAGGUCGAUGUGUACAGCUUUGGUGUGUUGCUGCUAGAAAUCAUUUGCUGUAGGAGAAAUGUAGACAUGGAAGUUGAUGAGGAAGAGAAUAGAAUUUUGACAGAUUGGGUUUAUGACUGCUAUGUGGAAGGGAAAUUAGAUGUUCUGGUUGAGAAUGAUAAGGAAGCCAUGGAUGAUAUAGAGAUGGUUGAGAGAUUUGUGAUGGUUGCAAUUUGGUGCAUCCAGGAAAACCCCAAUGUAAGACCCACCAUGAAGCAGGUUAUGCUUAUGCUUGAAGGAAUCCUUCAAAUUUCAUUGCCCCCUAGUCCUAGUCCCUUUAGUUCCAUCUGCUGAUCAAACCAGAACUUAGUUUUAAGUCCACUUUUUGGUAUGUGAUAAACUUGUGUUCUGCUUUAUAUUUUUACUAGGAAUUUUUCUUCAUAUA